This is a messenger RNA of Prunus mume (Japanese apricot), 906 nucleotides long. Lineage: Eukaryota; Viridiplantae; Streptophyta; Magnoliopsida; Rosales; Rosaceae. The record is from RefSeq and is a predicted model, not a curated record.
AUGGCUAGUAGUGUCGUUAAUAUUAUUGGAGCAUCGUGUAAGCGUCGUGAUACACUUAGAGAGCAACAACAAAAAGAUAUUAUGAAAGCCCUUGAAAUUGAUGAUCUUGAAACAGGGCGAGGGUUAAAUCAAGAGACUACUCUCAAGCGUCCUUAUGAUACACGUUGGAACUCACAUUAUGAUACUUUACUUAGUAUUAAUACUAUGUUUCAUCCGGUGGUGAAGGUGCUUGAAUGGAUUGUUGAUGAUGUCAACCAAGAUAAUUUAGGUGAAGCAAAUAGGUUGUUGAAAGAAAUACAAACUUUUGACUUUGUGUUUCACUUAUAUUUGAUAAGAUUUAUAUUGGGAAUUACAAAUGAUUUGUCGAAGGCAUUACAAAAGAAAGAUCAAGAUAUUGUGAAUGUGAUGAUGUUGGUCCAAAGAUGUAAGCAAAAGCUACAAUCCGUGAGGGAUGAUGACUUUGAUGAUUUUCUUGGCCAAGUAUCAAUGUUUUGCGGCAAAAAUGAUAUUGACGUUCCUAAUAUGGAUGAUUUAUUUGUACCACAAGGGAGAUCAAGACGUAAAGCUCAGAAAAUCACAAACCGCCAUUAUUAUCGUGUGGACCUAUUUCUUACUAUCAUUGAUAAGCAACUAGUGGAAUUGAAUAAUCGCUUCACUGAGCUUGAAGAUCAACUUGGGCUUUAUAUUGUUGAAAUGGAUAGCAGCACAGAGUUUUCAUCAUUGAACGGAAUUACUGAUCUGGCAGAAAAAUUGGUGAAUACAGGAAUGAAUAGAAUAUAUAACUAUGUGUAUUUACUUCUUACAUUAGCUUUAGUUUUACCCGUUGCAACUGCUUCGGUUGAGAGAGCUUUUUCAGCUAUGAAUAUUGUGAAAACACCAUUGCGUAACAAAAUGGGAAAUCAAUAG